Blastomyces dermatitidis ER-3 is the source of this 928-nucleotide messenger RNA. RefSeq lists its product as uncharacterized. Bases 410 to 928 code for a protein of 172 amino acids. NCBI's taxonomy places the organism in Eukaryota, Fungi, Ascomycota, Eurotiomycetes, Onygenales, Ajellomycetaceae. The record is from RefSeq and is a predicted model, not a curated record. The transcript has a single exon.
UUAAAGUGCAGCUUCCCACCAAUAGCUUUCCUUCUACAACCUGUAUUUCGCUGCCCUCAACCCCUUGAUUAAAACAUACCUAGAAGUUGGGCAAAAUUGGUGUUAGAACUCAGAUGUUGUGGGAUGGAAAUCGCUGGUUUCCGGUUCAGAAUUCGGAGCAGUUGAUACCAAACCGACUAGGCGGUUCAACUUGAUUGGUAAUUAGGCUCGAAAAGACAAAUCGUCAGGGACAAGCCAGCUUUGCAAUUUGUUUUGGAAAGUUCUCAGUCGUCAGUUUUCCCCGCGAUGAGUUGUUCAUAAGCGAUUGAUAGGCAGUGGCGGCCAGCGUCUGGCUUGGAAUGUGAAAUGGCUUUAUGAACAGCCAGGUUGGAAUGCAAAUAUACGUCAUAAUGUUCCAAAAAAGCCCGAAAUGCCGAGAACAAUUCGAUAUGGCACUGAGAAUUCAAAGGAGACGGUUGGAGAAACGGCGAUUGAUACUCCUCCCUGUGGUCUUGGUCAGAGUGACCUGAAUAUUCCAACCGCAAGACGUGGUUAUUUGUUUCUGAUCAUCCCUGGGCGCGAACAAUCACUGGUUGAUAGGAAACGGUUGGCGUGUUUUGCAAGCGCCAAUGAAAUCGACACGAAACAUGGUCACACCCACCGUAUCAACAUUACCCUUUGGCAUCUACGUCGCGUCGCGCCCUGGGGGCUUUCAACCUUGAAGAAACCGGUCAAAACUCGAGAUAUUUUUUUGGCGAUGGGAACUGAAAGCCCCAAACCAGCCAUUCAGGAGCGGACUUCAUGCUACUUUGCAGCGAACGAGCACCUUGGCUCAUUGACUCGUGAGGCGACCCGACGGAUGACGCCAGGGGAGUUUCCAUUAAUAAUUGGCUUUUUGGAUGCAGAAGCAUGCAUCCUAGUCGAUCCGUCGGGCACAAACGGUGCCUAA